AAGUUGUUAAGUUAUAAAAAAGUAAAAGCACUGGCACUACACACUGACACUUUUUUCAUUUGUCUGUAUCUAUUGUAUAUUUCACACAAUCGUUCUUACUAGCCAACUGAUUAGUAAUAUUGUAUAUGGUAUCCUUUACGGUUUGCAAGUUCUUAUCGCAGUCAGUUUCUGCGUAAUAUUUAACUCGCACUUCAGCGUGUUUGCACUGUUCCAUCGUUGCAAUAUUUUUUAUUUCAUUAACGUCGUAAAUUUCAAUUUUAAUCUGGUGUGAUGCAUGGUGUGCCGUCAUCGCUGGUAGAUUUGAUGUACGAAAUGCCGCCACCACUCGUCGAUCGACCAACACUGGAUUACUUUUUCUUCUUUGGUUUUUCGAAAAAGUCAUCGAUGUUGUUAAAUUCAUUUGACCUUUUAUUGGCUAUGAUCGCCUUUUUGAAUUUGGCUGCGAGGGUCCCUUCUUCGUCACUAGGUCCGUCGUUUUCAUCAGCGUAAUAAUAACUCUUGAAAGUAUUUUCAGAAAACUGUAAUAAAAAUGUAUGUGUAUAUUGUAAACUUUUUUCCAUAAAGAUAAGGUCUAAAAUAUUUUAUUGCCCAUACUAUGCCUAAUAAUUCUUUUUCUAUCGUAGAGUAUCUUUGCUCUGUGUCCGAUAGUGUACGUGAAGCGUACGCUACUGGUUUGUCAGUGCCAAUGUCACCUUGUGAUAAUACUGCGCCUAAAGCUACGUCUGAAGCAUCUGUUGUUAAAAUAAAUGGUUUACUGAAGUCUGGGUAUUGCAAAAUUAGUGCAUUAAUUAAAACUUCCUUACAUAUCUCAAAUGCUUGCGUAUAUUCUGCUGUUAGUUUAAUCUUACUUCCUUUUUUAAGACAUGUUGUUAAAGGUUUUGUCAGUUUUGCGAAAUCUUGUAUGAAUUUUCUAUAAUAACCUACUAGGCCUAGGAAUGAUUUGAUUUCUUUCUGCGUUUUAGGUACUGGGAAUUUCUUGACUGCUGCUAUUUUAUCUUCGUUUGGUAGAAGACCUUUAUCGGUAAGGAUGUGACCUAAAAACAUUACUUACUUUUGCAAGAAUUCUGAUUUGUUUAAAUGUAUUUUUAAAUUAUGCGUAUCGGAAUCUUUUGAAUACUUGUUUACAUUUAUCGAGAUGUUCUUGUAGCGAUGUUGAGUAUAUGAUUAUGUCGGCUAAAUAUGUUAAUACGUUAUCUAUUCCACGUAAUACUGAGUCCAAUAAUCUUUGAAAUGUGUUGGGUGCGUUUUUAAACCGAAGGGCAUUCUGAGAAAUUCAUAGUGUCCUCGUUCGAUGGUGAAAGCUGUUUUUCCACGUCUUUUGGGUGCAUUUCUACUUGAUGGUAGCCUGAUGCAAGAUCAAGAGUUGUGAAAUACUGUGCAGGUCCAAGUUUAUCUAGGAUGUCGUCUAUGUUUGGUAAUGGAUAUUUGUCUUCUAUUGUUUCGUCGUUUAGUUUCUUAUAAUCUAUUACCAACCUAUACUUUAGUUCUCCGGUGUUAUCAAUUUUUUUGGUACUAAGUGUACUGGACAUGACCACGGGGAGUUGCUUUCUCGAAUAAAGUUUUGUUCUAGUAGUUUAUUAAUUUGUCUUUUGAUUUCCUCUUUUUGUUUAGGUGCCUGUCUAUAAUUACGAACAAAAAUUGCUUUAUCAUCUAAUAAUCUGAGUUUAUGUUUGAUUUCGUGUGUAAAAGUUAGGGGUAUAUCCUCAUAGUGAAAAAUGUCUCUAUAACUGUAACAUAAUUUUCUGAUUUCGCGGUUUUCUUCAGGGUUCAUAGGAUCAGUUCUUAUACUGUUUUAAGUUAUUUUUUAAAAUUUGGUCUGUUUUGUUAUCCGCGAUGUUUUGUCUGCUUAUGAAUUUUACUCGCUUUUACUUCUUUCUUUUUUGAGAAAUCUAAAUAUUGUAAAUUUAUAUGACAGCUGUUUUUAAACUGUAUUUCUUUUUCCAUGGGAUUAAUAACUGUUGUUAAAACGUUACCGUUUUUCAAUAAAACUACGGAUGCUGGAAAUAUCAAACCGUUUUUCUCGGCUAGAUAGUAAUCUCCUUCACUGUAAUUACAGAGUAGGUUUACCACUUGCUCAGAUUUGGCUGAAAUAUUACUAUAUGUUUUUAUGUCGUCUCUUAUAGGUAUGUUUGCAUGAUCCGUUCUUAAGAUCAUGUUCUUUAUGUCUAUUCUGGAAUUUAGUGGAACCAAUAGAUCUAGUCCUAACAAUCCGGCGAAAUCUGGGUCGAAGUUAAAAAUUAGAAAUUUAUGUGUGAUGUCCUGAUUAAACAGUCUUUCUAGUAAUUUAAUGUAUGCUACUUGUUUGUGUUUAGAUGUUCCAUGUGCUGUUUUAAUAUAGUGUAACUCGUUUUUAAUUCUGCAUUGUAUUUGUUUCUUGCGAUCUAAAAUUUUUGGGGAAAUUAGUGACUGAGAUGCUCCUGUAUCUAUCAGAAGUCUGCCACCUAGUUCACCAAUAUAAAUGUAUGGAAGGCGGUUAUAGUUUUUAAGAUCAUUCAUAUAUACUAUAUUUCUAUUUCGUCUAAUAAGUCCACGAGACAAUUUUCGUCUUCAGCUUCCUCGGAUGGGUUUUCAUCGUUUUCACCCUCGGAAACGUACUUAUCGUCGUUAUCUACCUGACUAUCUGAUUGGAAGUAAAUCUUCUUUUGAUGGGUGUCUGUAGCGUCUGACUGCGAUUUCUUUUGAUACGCGUCUUUUUUAUUGAAUGGCGUGAAUUUCUGCGGUUUAUUAUUAUUGUUAUUAUUUGAUUGUUUAUGCCCGAUUUACUUUGCUGAUUGCGUCUAGUUCUGAGCUUAAGUUCUUCUUGUUUUACAAUUGUUAUGGCUUGUUCCAAAUUCUCAGCAUGUUUUUGUUUUAUUAAAGUUGCUGUGAUUGGAUUGAGUUUAUCCAAGAAUGUCUAAUGCCAUUUGUUCAUAAUACACACUACUACUGGGUUCGCAUGAUAUUAGUGUACUCAUUAGUAUUUUGAUUUUGUCACCGAAUAUAUCUAACGAACUAUUGUCCCUAGUGAUGUUCAUGAGUUCUUGGACUAAUUGAAUUUCUGUGCGAAAUUCGCCAAAUUUCUUGGAAAGGAUCCUUUUGAUAUCUUCCCAAGUUUUAGAGCCUGGGCUCUCUGACAGAGCUUCAACAGCUUUACCUGAAAGCUUAUUUCUAAUCAAACAUGCCAUUAUGUAAUCGUUUCUGUUUGCGAUAAGAUCUAGUGCAUUCUCUACACCUUCGAUGUAAUAUGCUAAUGUUCUUUUGUUACCAUCGUAUGCUGGUAAUAAUUUGGCCAGAGUACCAUACUCUAUAGGAGUUGGUUUUGUAUCUGCCAUGUGUUUUUCAUCAUGUAGACUCUUGUCGUUGGCCAUGUUAAACUAACUAAACAAAAUAUCUAACGCUGAUUAAAAAAGUUUAUAAUAUCGUUUUAGAUAUUAGAAUUUGCCCUUAACACUAAAAAUACAACAAGUUGCACAUAUGUUAGUUUGGAGGAUAGUGAGGGAAAAUCUCGGGAGUAACAGAGCCUAUGCUUACCCCAGGAGCAUUGCCGAUGAGAGGCUUGAGUCUUUGGUGAACCUGGUCGUCUUGCUAGAGCUUCGCUUUUCCGCUGCUGCUUGCUGCUGCAACUGCCACUGCUGCGCCCGCUGUAGAUUUCUGAGCUCGCGGCACGGACACGUCGUACAAAGUACUUAUUCGAGCCGAAUCUUCGCGAGAUACCGACUGCGCCAGUUAGGAGGUGGGCGACGGCAGGAGGGUUUUUAAAAAGACAAGUGCUCAGCUUGACAAACUGAUACAGACUUAUCUCAUAUUUAUUUCCUUUAUAUAUUUAUUACAUGACAAAGGGUUUCUUAGAAUCUAGUUUACAAUGCGAUAAUAUAAUAUACAUAAUGAUGGCAAUAUCCUUGCCUUAAUUACGGAAGAUAACCUUAAUAGGUUAUCGUAAUGUCUCAUAACACUUAGGUUACGUGAGAAAACUAGUGUUACUGUGACAUAACUAGCGUUAGGCGCUUCGUUCUGGUGCUUCCUAUAGAAAAAGGAUAGCCUGACUUUUGGUGGGGUUGAUAGUGAUGCGCCAUUUGCGAAACCACUCGCCGAGCUGGUCGGUGGCGGCCUGCAAAGUGCGCACCGCUAGUUCUGGGUCUCUACGUGAAGCGUAGAGCGCCGUGUCGUCCGCGAAGAGCGCCAGAUGGGCGUCUUUAAAUCUAGGAAUAUCGCUAGUAUACAGCGAGAAGAGAAAGGGUGAUAGCGCGGAGCCUUGCGGGACUCCGGCCGAGAUCGUAUGACGUGUGGAAAGGGUACCCUCGACGCGAUAUUGGAACCGCGAUUCGACAAAAAUUCUCGUAUGAUGUGCACGAUCUGUGUGGGCACGUUGAGAGUGUUCAGCUUGUACAAAAAGCCGUUGUGCCACACUUUGUCGAAUGCUUUCUCAACAUCAAAGAACUUAGGAAUAGACAUGCUCCGUGAUGCGGAGUAUCAGAUGCACGCAACUGUGCCUAUUACGAAAGCUAAACUGCUCCAGAGGGAGCAGAUUGUGGGAGUGAGCUACUAUUUUGAGACGGUCGAGGACGAUCCGCUCAUAAAGUUUCCCUAUUGUGCUAAGAAGACUAAUCGGCCAAUAAGAGGCCGGUUCUGAUGCGGGUUUACCCGGCUUGUGAAUACCUAUCACGACUGCCUCUUUCCAGGCCUCAGGAAAAUAGCAGUUCUGGAAUGCUGAAAUGAAAUGAAAUGAAAUGAAGUUUGGAGAAGCCUUUACGGAGAGAAAGUAGAAUCCAAGGCGUUAUAAAUCUCAGUGAGGAUGACUGGAUCCGAAUGUCCCAGAGCCCUCAUUCUACUCGCGCAGUCGUUAAUUAGGGCGUGUAAUUGGAUGAUCUCUGGAGAAGGCGAGUUGAGGCGAGGAAGCCGUGCCACUAGACGCCGGAGUCGCCGCCACCUGAGGUUUGGAGGGGACGGGAGCCUUCGACUGGGCUACCCUGGAAGAGUUAGUCUUGGAGGUCGAGGGCGUUGGGACGGGAGCAGGAACGGAGCCGCAACUGCUGUGGUGGCCGGAGUGGCGGGAGAUCCUCCGGGACAACGCGAGUCGGCGCGUACCGCGGUGGGAAACCACGGAUUACGCACCAGGGUAGGGGCCAAGACGAAUUUCUCAGCCUGAGGGGCCUGGUUGGUUCUAUGAGCCCUAACUUGGGGCUUGUACUUAGCUGGAUGGCCAGAUUGCCGGCAAUUGGUGCAGGAAGGCGGCUCCGCACACUGGGUCCUGUAUUUGGGACGCGGGCACUCGGACGUGCCGUGCUCGCCGAGGCACUUGACGCACCUGGCGGGAAGGCGACAGCCACGCGAAUUGUGACCGUAUUUUUGGCAGUUGUGACACUGCCCUAUCUGGUUUUUCUUGUGCUGAGUCUUAACGGUGAAGCCGCCGAGACCCGAGAUAUCGCGUAUCUCGUAUAAUGACUUGACGUCAUCUGGGAAACCUAGGACUACCAGGACCAUCUCAUAUUGAGUGCGUGGUCGUGACGCGCGGGAUUAGUGGGGCAUCCGGUGCACCUCUAGGACUGCAAUGCCCUUGGCCUGAAGGCCUUGUUGGACCUCUACGGCCGACAUUUGGGUAGGUAUGCCUCGGAUGACAUACCUGUAACGGCGCUCGUCCGGGAGCGCAAAAAUAUAGUAAUGAUAGGCUUUGCUAUCGAGAUAAGUACUUGGUUAGCGCCCGCUGGUCGUUGAUAGACCCGGGCUGGAGGGACAGCAGUUUGUGGCUACUGUUCCACGAGUUGGUUGGGAUGAUGAUGCGCUCGUUGGUUAGCGCAUCAAAGAGUGUUUGAAAGGGGUUAACCCUUGGGGGAGCUGUAGGUUAACCCUCGGUGGCUUUUUAGGCCCCUUGGGUUGGGAUUUCGACGGUGGCGACGACUUCGUCGAGGUGGCGGGCUUGGAGGCCGCGGGUUUGGUUUUGGGCGCGGAAGGCGCAGAAGGCGCUUGGGAGGCAGGGGCGUUCGAGCUCUGCUUCUCCCUUUGCCCGCUCCCCACGGUCGUGAAGCCGUCGUCGUCGGGCUCCGACGACGCGGCCCCAGACUGCGAUUCGCUGGAGUCGGGAAAAAUGGAGCGCUUGUACGCGUAGUUGCGGUGAACCUGGGUCUGAGUCCAUGGCGAGGUCGAACACGCCAGUGCUGGCCGGGCUCUCGGACGGAUUAGAUUCGUCCGAGAACCCGGGUAACUCCGGUGAGGCCGGCUCCGCCUCGGGCUCAUCGGCUACCGUCAAUGAGUGGACGAUUGAUCGGAAUGAAGGGUCGUCCUUAAUAUACCCAGCGAGGGUUGUCAGCAAAGCGUGUUUCGCUUUGCCGAUAUCCACCGCCGGGGACUCGUCAAUGGCCAUAGCCCUAGUCUCCGCCAUAGUGGGCGCGUCCGGGCCUAGGAGCAUUUACAGUUAAAUAAUAUCGUGGGGCCACGAGUGGGAUCGGGACCCGGGUGCGUUCCGCCUGGGAAAGAACCCGGACUGUGGCUUGGUUAGAGCCGCGUAUUUAUACAUUGAUAUUGUUUACAAACAAGUAGAGGUGGGGUAUUGGUGGCGUCACCAAUACAAAGGACCAAUAAAUGAUUCACACUAAAUGUGUCAUACUACACCUUAUGAUCCAUUGUUCAAUGUACUCGCUACUGUAGGAUAAAGGGUAGUAGGGCACUUAACUCUUCCCUUCUCAAGUUCAAAAUCGUCAUCCGAACUUUAAAGAUGAUGAUUUUGAUAACAUCUUUUUCUGAUGUUUACAUAACUUAGUUUUAUACAGGGUUGAUGAUACACGAGAGGGGCAUUAAAUUAAACCACGUAUAUUAUACAUGUUCAGUAUUAAUUCCUAAUAGCACAAAAACAGAUCGCGUGAAAAAUACAAAAGUAUUUUUUUCAUACAACUUAAAUAACUGAUUAAUCAAAGGGAUAUGCAAACACCAUUUAUAAAUAUUUAUACUGACCUGCGUAACAAUCGCAACGUCGCAAAAAUUGUCUUUUGACUUGUUAUCUCGCCGCGGGGGGUAGCGGGAGAGUGCAGGGCGCGCGGCGUCGCUCGGGCUAGAGCGUAUUUGUUUACAUUGUAUGUAGGUAUACGUAUGCAAGUAGGUAAAGUAGUAUGGACACAACAAUAAUUACUUAGCACUUAUUAUUAAAAUUUUUAAAUUUUCGAUAUGUCCGCCAUCGUUAUUAACACACGAAUUAUAUCGACGAACAAUAUUGUUUUGAUUUUUUCUAAUAAUGUCACUAUUAACGGCUAAACUUUUUAAUUUACUAAAUGCUAAAAUAAUACGAUUUCUUAAUUCAAUUAAUGAGUUAACGUCUGUGGCAUACACUACACUUUUAACAUAUCCCCACAAAAAGAAGUCCAUAGGAGUGAGGUCCGGGGACCGUGGUGGCCAUCGAACAGCAGUGCUAUUCUCUAACGACACAGCUUUGCGCGCAACGCUGCCGCAGCGUUGUGACGAUAGUUUGGAAUUCACUAAGUUAUCAAUAGCGACACUAGCGCUUAAGGCUGUGACGGUCGUGAGUUUGAACUACUCAACGGCGGGCAGUUUGACAUUCUUCGCAGAAUUCGGUAUUCUCUAAAGGUCGAUUUACAUCAAACGAACAUAGAGCUAGAGCUAGAACAAGAGCAUUCUUUUGUAAUCUUUUAGUGUAAACGAAAGCUAGAGGUAUCGAUUUACAUCAAACGAACAUAGAGCUAGAGCUAGAACAAGAGCAUUCUUUCGUAAUCUUUUAGUGUAAACAAAAGCUAGAUCGAAUGUUCUUUGCUCAUUCGUCUCAAUUCUGUGGUUAGUAUUGGUAGUGCUUCGUUUUGUCUGACUCUGACAGCGAUAUCAUUAUUGCAAGUGCUGCAUUUAUUAUUUUGUCGCAAAAAACUCAAAAAAUAAAAGAAGGAAGAGACGUUGGUGGGUUACAAAUUUAAUGCAUCGAAGGAAACUGGAUAAUGUAGGUGAAACAAUGACGGAUAUGCAAAAACAAGAAGAAAGUGGACAAUUCCAAAACUUUUGUAGAAUGGCGCCAGAGGAUUUUGAUCAUUUACUAUCUCUGACCAGCGAAAAAAUUCGAAAAUCAAGUACGAAUUUUAGAGACUCGAUUCCUGCAUAUGACAAACUAGCAGUGACUUUGCGAUUUUUGGCAACUGGAGAUUCCUAUGAAAGCCUCAUGUAUUUUACUAAAAUGUCUAAAUCGACAAUAUGUAAUGCUAUAUCUGAAGUAUGUGCAGCAAUAAAUGAAGCAUUGCAAGACUAUGCUAAGACACCGUCAACAGAAGAAGAAUGGCUAUCAAUCGCUCAGGAAUUCAAUGAGAAGUGGAAUUUUCCAAACUGUAUUGGCGCUGUAGACGGGAAACACUGCGUCAUACAAGCACCUAUUAACAGCGGAAGCGACUAUUUUAAUUAUAAAUCCACAUUCAGUGUGGUGUUAAUGGCCAUAGUAGACGCUAACUACAAUUUUAUAUUCGCCGAUAUUGGUUGUCAGGGCAGAAUAUCAGAUGGCGGAGUUUUCAGAAACACUUCUUUCUAUCAGAAACUACAAAAUAAUGAAUUAAAUUUGCCCAAUGACCAAAGCCUUCCAGGAAGACAACAGAAUAUGCCAUUCGUAUUUGUAGCAGAUGAUGCAUCCGAAAAACGAAUUUACAACUACCGUUUGUCUAGAGCAAGACGAAUAGUAGAAAAUGCAUUUGGCAUUCUUUCAGCAGUUUUUCGUGUAUUGCGAAAACCUAUGUUGCUACAACCUGAUAAAGCAUCUCUCGUCGUAAUAACCUGCGUGUACCUACAUAAUUAUUUGAUGAAAAGGAAAGCUUCUAGGAAGCUGUAUAAUUCACCGGGCAUGAUGGACAGAAUUGAAGAUGACGUCGUCAUUCCAGGCCAGUGGAGAAAUAUGGACCGUUUAUCAUCAUUUCUCCCGUUACCCAACACUGGACGAAGACACACUUUGCAAUGUGAAAAUAUCCGGAAAGAAUUUUCAGACUAUUUUAAUUUGACUAAUAUUUUGCCAUGGCAAAACAAUAUUGCAUAAUGAAAGCGAUAUGUUACUUUAUAAAAGCGUAAAUAACCUAACCUAAAAUUAUGGUAGAAUACCCAAUAAAUAAACGUAACUACCUACUUACCAUGUUUUUAUUUUGGUUAGUGUCGAAAUCAAUUGUUUUCCUCGGUUUAUAUUUGUCCAUCAAAAAGUGCAUGCUUGUAAAUGCAAACCAUUUAGAAUUAUAAAUACAAUCGGCACCGCUGCCUGACUUCGUACUCAUUGUUUUUUCCUUUCCCGGCGGUAAGAUGCAAGAAGCGAGUCCAUCUUUUUUUGUACCUCUUCAACAUUACAUUCCAGUUGUUUUGCGAUUUCCCGCCAAGCAUCUUGUUUGUAAGUUGUAUUUUUAUAGUUUUCAUACGUCGGAUCCCACAGACAUCUGAAAUUGCGGUAGGCUUCUAUCUUUAAUAAACAUUUUUCUUGAGACCAAUCCAUAACUUAAUCGAUAAGAUACGUAAGCAAUCGCUAGAACACUAAAACGCUUCGAUGAGACCGCUCAGUGGCGCGAGCACAUCCGAACACGCUAGAACGCUCUAAGCAACUGUUCGCGCGCUCUUGCGCCGUUUACAUCAAGCGAGCGAGCAUUCUUAGAAUAUUCCAUAGAAUCUUUGCGAACGCACUAAGAACAACGAAGGAAUGCUCUACGCCUGUUUACACUAGAAGAAUUAGCUGUAGUGGGGAUAGAAUGAGCAUUCGCUCGUUUGAUGUAAAUCGACCUUAAUAAAAAACAGCGACGACGACGCUCAUAGCCUCGCCCGCAGCCUCGAUUUAUUCUGUCAAAUUUAAAAGCUACAUUAUUUGCGCUUUACUCCUUGGAUUUAUUUAGUGUUCCAAGUAAUUUUGACUGUUUUGUUCCUUUUAUUUAUUCCAAAUAAAAAUGGCAGCUCGUUUAAUAAUAAAGCUACAUUUAUUAGAAGACGCUAAGAAAAUUGAUGAUCUAAACAAAGCUCGACUAGCGAAACAAUUAAGAAAGUUGAAAACAAUAUCCCGUGAUGUAGACUUUAUUCAUGUUUAUCGGCUUUCUGAGGAUUUAAUUAAUAUAUUAGAAAGUGAUUUAUCUUCUUACAUGCGUCCGCGAGUACGUUCCAGUGGUUUAACUAAAAGGCUUCAAGGUUUGUUUGUUUUACUAUUAUAUUGGGUACUAUUUCAAGCAAUGAUUUCUUUAAUCAAUGAGACAAUGAUGGGUAACCACAUCAUAACAGAAUUUUAUUGAAAUCUUACGUUUCAGAUAUUAUGUAUGCACUUUAUCAUUUUUGGCUAAUGGAAGUUACCAAAAAAUUAUUGGCAAGAAUGUAGAUCUCAACCUUCUACGUCUAGAGCAAUUCAUGAAGUGAUAGACGCUCUGAAUGAAUACUAUAAAUAUUAUUCGGAAAUAUAUUAGAUUCCCGCAAAGCCACAAUGAGCGUCAAGUGCUCAAGUCAAGGUAAAUAUCAAAAGACUUUUAAGUUAGUUACUCUAGUCUUACAAGAACAAAAGCCGGUGUUUGAAAUUUGAAUUCUUAUUACAGGUUUUAUGAGAAAUUCAAAAUCCCAGGGGUGUUAGGUUGCAUCGAUGGUACCCUGGUUUCCAUGAUACGUCCUAAAGAAAAUGAGGAAAGAUAUUAUUGCCGUAAAGGUUAUCAUGCCAGGAAUGUUUUAAUUAUUAAUGAUGCUGAACUGAACAUCUUGCAUGUGGAUGUAACUUUUGGGGGUGCAACACAUGAUAGUUUUGUUUUAACGAACACAAGAGUGAAAGAGCACAUUGAAAAUUUAAAUAGUAAUGGAGAAAUUGUGUAUUUACUUGGUGACUCAGGGUAUCCUCAAAGGAGUUAUCUAAUGACUCCCUUCAGUAAUCCUGAACCUGGGACUCCAGAGUCAUUAUAAUCAUUUGCAUAGCAGUGCACGUAACAGUGUGGAAAGGACCAUUGGAAUACUAAAAGGGCGGUUCCGAUGUCUAUUAGUUCACAGGGUGCUGCACUAUGAUCCUAUCAUGGUGGGAAAAAUAGUGAUAGCUUGCUGUGUCUUACAUAAUAUUUGUAAUCGUGCUGGCCUGCCAGCUCCUAAGUUAGACCAACAUGAUGUAGACGAAGAGUCUAGAUUACUUGGGAUUCUUACUCAGCAGCCUGUCACACACCACAACUUGCAGAGUGGGUGUACCAGUAGGAGAGAUUUAGUAAAUCAAUUAUGGCGAGCCCGGUAUGUCUAAAAUGUUUUUCCUUCUUGCAGAAAUAAAAAUAAUGUUCAGAUAGUAUCACUGAUGUAUCUCACCAUAAUCAAUUAGACAGCCAUUGUUAUUUUUUUUAUUUAUAAUGAAAUCAUUUCAUAAUAAUUAGUGUAUGGAUAAUAAUUGUUUUUUUUAAUAAAACAUAAGAAUUAUUUUUAUGUUCACAUUUAUUAUUUAAUAAUAAUAAUUAUUAUAAUUAAAUCAAAUUAAAUUAAAUCAAUCAAAUUAAAUCAAAUUGUUAUUUCUACUUUUACAAUAAUAUUACUGUUUCUUAUAUUAAUAUUAACACUAUUAUAUUUUUUGUUAACUUUUUACCCUACAUAAAAAAAUUAAAAUAGUAAAAAAUAGCAGAGGGAGUUGCAGGAAACGGCUAGUCUUAUACUACAAUUUUAAUUAAUUAAUAACUUUAAUAAUAUCCAUACUUAAAAGUAAAAUAAAACUGUAAAAUUAAUUAUUUUAUUAAUUACAGUCAAUUGGGAUAACUUUGACAGAUCAUCCUUAUAUUUUUUUUGAUAACUUUUACUAUAUGUUAAAUAUAUAAAAUUUGAGUUAUUUAAAAUGAUUACCACAAAGAAAAUACAACAAUUGCGCGCGGUAACUUUUAAGACGUUUUUGACAUUAAAUUCGUUCAGCUUCUGUUUUUCGAAGAGAGUUCGCUUACAAAGUUUGUUAUAUACGCAAAUUAAAUUUAAUGGUUUUACACUAAAUAUUGCCACAUAAAAAAUUGUGGUUGACUUGACUGUCAAAGUUACCCUUGUAAAUCAAAGUUACCCAGAUUGAUGAUACUGAUAUUCCAGACAUUCAACUCCCUCGCCUGAUGGAUGCACAUAAGUCCUACAAUGCUUGGGUUUGCCUUGACCACGACUCGCUUAUAUUUUUUAAGACAUCUAACAUUUUCUGUUGGUUCUCAAUAAGGAGCCUUUCGUUUUCUAAACGCCUCUCUUCAAUGGCAAUAAAACGUUCUGUUAAGCUCGCCAUAUGUGAACGCCUUUGUGAUGGUGGUGAGCGUUGGAUCAGACGACGUCGUGCCGUUACCAAACGACGCCUUCGAGGUACUAUAAACAUAAGAAUUUAAUACAAUUUGUUUAUUUAUUAGUAUGACACACCAAUAGCACAUACAUUUUACAUUCAAAAUGCGACACUUAUAAUAAAAAAGAACCUAAUGCAUAUGCCUUUUAUGGGUAUGUACAGCAUUCAUUAAACACAAUAUGCUUACAUAAAACAAAGAAAAAAGAACUAAUAUAUUAAAGAAUAAAAUUAACACAUACAAAGGAACAUAAUAAUUAUUAUAUAACAUUUAUGAAGGGUUUUUUAAUUAUAAUAUUAAAAACUACAACUGUGUUUACAUUUAUUAAUCUUUAAAUAAUAUUUAUUCAGUUUGUGUUUGAAAUGUUCUAAUUAAUCAUGGUGAAUAUCAAAAUUAACUAAUAAUUAAUUAUAGCAUAACAUUACAUCUUCAUUCCCAGGGUUAAGUAGAAGACUAUUAUCCACUAUUUGAUAAGGUAUAUCGUCGGUGAUACUGCAAUACCGCGUAAGCCACAGGUGCUAAUAGCGCGUAACUGAUGGGUGACAAAUUUUACAGGAGAGCGAAAAAACUGAAUAUAUAUUUAUCGUUAUUACAUCUUCGGCUGAUUGAACUAGAAACUAAUUGUAAAUUGAUGUACUUUAGCUAUCAAUAUGAUCCAUUAGUAAGAAAACCUCAUAGACGAUUAAUAAAUUCACUUUCGCGGUAUUGAAUCAUCGUAAAUGAAUUGUUGUUGAGCAUUUUCACUAUUUACGCUUAUUUGUAAGAGGGAUAAAAUAAAAGAUUGGGUAUUCAAAAA
Manduca sexta (tobacco hornworm) is the source of this 13014-nucleotide messenger RNA. Its product is annotated as protein ANTAGONIST OF LIKE HETEROCHROMATIN PROTEIN 1-like. The record is from RefSeq and is a predicted model, not a curated record. Bases 7889 to 8983 code for a protein of 364 amino acids. Lineage: Eukaryota; Metazoa; Arthropoda; Insecta; Lepidoptera; Sphingidae. The transcript has 4 exons.